CAAUAUCACAAUCUCCACUUUUACUUGUUUGCCUUUCUCAAAGGCAAGCCUUUACUUUAGAAGGAUUUUCCUUGUGCUUCCGGUUUAGCAUCUCUCUGUUUUCAUGUCUUUACUACUCUUCAGCAGUUUUAUCUUUAUCUUUUUCUGAUAAUAUUUCUCAUACACUUCUGGGAAACCAGAUAGUAUACGUACACCAUACGUGACUCGUGACUCGUGACUCGUGAAUCAUGUACUCCUGCUAGAUUCAACACCAUACAUGUCCAGAAGGAGAAGCAACGUACACGAGAAGGUAAAAAUCAAACAAAUAUUCUCUUUCCUUCACCGAGCCAUUCAAGAAAAGAACUUACAAUGGAGCAAAGAGUUGCGAGAGGAGAUAUUCUAGCCGGUGUCUUCUCCUUCUGGUUUUGUUGUUAAAUUCAUAUCUUCGUCUUCACAAGUGAGCUAUUUCGUAACUCUAAUCUUCCUCGAAGACAGAACAGAAUGCAGGGACUCAUCCGAGGGGCAAGAACUUGCCAAGAACUACUUAAAAUCGAAAUUCUAAAGCAUUGGCAUGGCAAAGAAACAGUGAUAAGGAAGAAUAUAUUACCACACUUUGGAUGUGUCACCUCCUCUCCUUCCAUACAGGAGAAGGGUCUAGAGAAUUUAACAGUGGCAGAUGUGCUGAUGACUAAGGGAGAUAAAAAGGUUGGGUCUUGGCUCUGGUGCCACACCAAUGACACAGUCUAUGAUGCAGUCAAGAAUAUGGCAGAAAAUAAUAUAGGGUCACUAGUAGUGCUAAAGCCUGGAGAUCAACAUAUUGCAGGAAUCAUCACAGAAAGAGACUAUUUGAGGAAGAUAAUUGCACAGGAGAGAUCAUCCAAGUACACCCAAGUUGCAGAAAUCAUGACUGACGAGAAUAAGUUAAUAACAGUUUCAUCUGAUACAAACAUACUUAAAGCGAUGCAGCUUAUGACAGACCACCACGUACGACAUGUUCCGGUUAUAGAUGGAAAGAUAGUUGGCAUGAUUUCCAUUGUAGACGUUGUUCGAGCAGUGGUGGAGCAGCAAAAAGGAGAAGUGAAGCGGCUAAAUGAGUUCAUUAGAGGAGAAUAUUAUUAAGUUCUAUUGGUGUCGGUCUGAAAGCAAAAGAUUAUUACGAUUUGUACUCUGAAUUUAAAUAGAAGCAAAAGAUAAAACAUGAAUACAAUUGUACGA
Messenger RNA from Jatropha curcas, 1194 nucleotides. Its product is annotated as Cystathionine beta-synthase (CBS) family protein. Lineage: Eukaryota; Viridiplantae; Streptophyta; Magnoliopsida; Malpighiales; Euphorbiaceae. The record is from RefSeq and is a predicted model, not a curated record.